Pogona vitticeps (central bearded dragon) is the source of this 3088-nucleotide messenger RNA. RefSeq names its product cyclin dependent kinase 18 (gene CDK18). NCBI's taxonomy places the organism in Eukaryota, Metazoa, Chordata, Lepidosauria, Squamata, Agamidae. Gene Ontology annotation, cellular component: nucleus; cytoplasm. Gene Ontology annotation, biological process: protein phosphorylation. Gene Ontology annotation, molecular function: ATP binding; cyclin-dependent protein serine/threonine kinase activity. The record is from RefSeq and is a predicted model, not a curated record.
CGCUCAGGUUGCCGCUGGAAACCAGCAGCCUCCACUUCUUCCCUUUUAUUGCCCGAGUCUGACCCGGGAGGGGGGUGGGACUCCCAGCUGGGAGGCGUGGAGGUGGAGAAGCGAGAGCCCACGCGUGGAAGUGGGACUUUUGCCGCUUCUUCUGGUCUGUAGAAGAGAAGGAGAGAGCCGGCAGACGCGUGAGCGAGCGUGGCUCCCCCCUCAGCCGCCGCCGCCGCCGCCGCCACCGGAUCUUGCUGUCACCUUGUUCUAUUGGACACAAUGAAUAAGAUGAUAACUUUCAAGCGGCGUUUUUCUCUUUCUGUUCCCCGGACAGAGACUAUCGAGGAGUCACUGGCAGAGUUUACAGAGCAGUCCAACCAGCUCAACAACAGGAAAAAUGAAGACACAUCACAAGGACAUCUCCACCUGGGUCAUCUGAAUAAGGAUAUCAAGACACAGCAGAGUUCUGUCUUGCCUUUAGAAGGCCAGUCCCCAAUACCUGUCCGUUACUGCAAUGGAAACCAACGCCGUUUUUCUAUGGAGGAUGUUAGCAAGCGCCUCUCUCUACCCAUGGAUAUUCGGCCACCUCCAGAGUUCCUCCAGAAAUUAGAGAUGGAAAGUCCAGAAAUCUUGAAGACUCAUAGCAGGAUAUCUCGAAGAGCAUCACUUUCAGACAUUGGGUUUGGUAAGAUGGAAACCUAUGUUAAACUGGAGAAGCUUGGGGAGGGCACCUAUGCCACUGUCUUUAAAGGGCGCAGCAAGCUCACCAAGAACCUGGUUGCCCUGAAGGAAAUACGGUUGGAGCAUGAAGAAGGAGCCCCUUGCACAGCUAUACGAGAGGUUUCCUUACUGAAGAACCUGAAGCACGCAAACAUUGUGACGCUCCAUGAUAUCAUCCACACAAAAUCCUCACUUACUCUUGUCUUUGAAUAUCUGGACAAUGACUUGAAGCAGUACCUGGAUAACUGUGGGAACCUGAUGAGCAUGCAUAAUGUAAAGAUAUUCAUGUUCCAGUUGCUCCGAGGGUUAUCCUAUUGUCAUCAGCUCAAGAUCCUACACAGAGAUCUCAAACCACAAAAUCUGCUUAUUAAUGGAAGAGGGGAACUGAAACUUGCUGAUUUUGGUCUAGCCAGAGCCAAGUCUGUCCCAACAAAAACAUAUUCCAAUGAAGUGGUCACAUUGUGGUACCGGCCUCCUGAUGUCCUCCUAGGAUCCACAGAAUACUCCACUCCCAUUGACAUGUGGGGUGUGGGUUGCAUACACUAUGAAAUGGUCACAGGACGCCCCAUGUUCCCAGGAUCUACUGUGAAAGAGGAACUGCAUUUAAUAUUCAGAAUGCUCGGAACUCCUACAGAAGAAUCGUGGCCUGGCAUCACAUCCAAUGAGGAAUUCAAGGCAUAUAAUUUCACACAGUAUCGAGCCCAGCCCUUGAUAAAUCAUGUGCCAAGGCUGGACACAGAAGGAAUCGACCUGUUAAUGAGUCUCCUUUUGUACGAAGCCAAAAAACGCAUUACUGCUGAGUCAGCCCUGCGACACCCUUAUUUUAUGGCCCUAGGUGAACGAGUGCAUCUUCUUCCUGAGACUGCCUCCAUCUUUUCUCUGAAGGAAAUACAGCUCCAAAAGGAUCCUGGCUAUCGAGGCUCAAGCUAUCAGCACUCAAGUCGAGGCAAGAACAGGAGGCAAAGCAUAUUUUAAAUCCAGUUUACUCAUUCAGUGUAUCACUGGGAAGAUCAAAGCACUGAGAGGGGAAAGGACCCCACAGAUCCAAUGGAGCCCACCCUACAAAUGAUGAUAAAGGCUGGUAUCCAUAGUACAGGAACUGCCUCACACUCCCAGGCCACUUUGCAGAAUUCCACACAAGUCCAAAUACAAAAGCUGGCCUGAUGCUUGUUCCAGCCCCCAUAUUUCAUACAGCAAUCAGUGUAAUCUGCCUGGGCAACGAUCUUCAUCAAGCUAUUAACUUCCAGAAGUGCAAUCCUGAAUGUGGACAUGUGCUGGCCUCUAUUUUGAGAGAAGCAAAAUGAAGGCAACAAGCAAGAAUUAUGCUACAGAAUCAACACCUGCUUUGCCUCUUAGAUGUCAUGGCAAAUGUGCUGAAUCCAAUUGUUUGUUUUUCCCCAUCAUGCAAUGAUUCGUAGGACAACAUGCAGACAUGAUGAGUAUUAUAUUAACAGCAGGGAAGCCCUUUGAUCCAUUCUUGCACAGAACCCUCUUCCUUUGAACUGAAAAGGAAAUCUUAAGUUAUAGCCCUGCGCCAAAAAAGGCAUUUUUACUUUUUCCUCUAUUAUGUUUAUCAAGAAUGAAUCCCAGCUUUGAAAAAUAUAAACAUCUAGGAGUGGGGAGGCCUUUUCCUGGAUUUUCUUGGCCCUCUGAUUCCAGUGCUUGAGUACAAGCUGCUACACAAGGAACACCAAAUUUAGGCUUUUUUCACUUGUGGGUUUCAGAUUGCAGAGCAUGAUCUACAUAAUUCCUUAUUCAAAUUAUGUCUAAUAUUUUUGAGAAUAUCUUUUAUAACUCAUCCCAAGAACCAUUUAUCAAAAAACCUCCCACUAAACAAAUACACUUUCCCUGCAGAAGAAAACCAACGCCAAGUAACUUGAGAAUUGCAGAAACUAUCUGAGUCUCUGUCAGAGCUUCAUAUAAAAUGUGAAAGAACUCAGACCAUGGUUUCAUUUGCAGCUCCAUAGCCCUAGAGUAAAUUCCUCCUUUGUGGCUAGUGUGCAAAAGUGCACCUGUUCUUUCAUUUCUUCCCCUAAACACUAGAGAAAGCCAAUUAAUAAUAAUCAAAAACCCUGGACCUACAAGCAUUCACAAACGCACUGUGAUUGAAUGUACAUCUAUUCAAAAGUAAAGCCCAUUAUAUUAGUGGAAUGUAUUUCCUCCUAAAUGUGCAUGAGAUAUAAACCCACUGAAAUCUGUGGAAUGUAUGUAGGCCAUUACAGAGCAGGUACAAGUACAUACAUUUGUUCUUUUUUUAAAAAAAUGUAUUAAUUUGGCAAUGAGUUGUUUUGGCUUGGUCGUUUUAGGAACAUGUUCGCAACAGCAAGCCAGUUCUCAAAAUGCAUUGCUGUAAAGAAAUUUGAAUUUUGCCACUUUA